AUGCCUAUGCCUCUCUCUUCUUCUUCUUCUUCUCAUCCUCUCCCCCUCCCCCUCCUCCUCCUUCUCGUUAUCGCCUUUUCUAACGUUUGGAUAGCGGCUGCAUUCACGGGUACAUAUGGAGUGAAUUACGGAAGGAUAGCGGAUAACAUCCCGUCUCCGGAAAGCGUAGUGACCCUAAUGAAGGCGGCCAAGAUUAAGAACACUCGGAUCUAUGAUGCAGACCACGACGUUCUCAAGGCGUUUAAAGGGUCCGGAAUCGAGAUCAUUAUCGGGUUAGGGAACGGGUUGUUGAAAGAUAUUGGCGCGAGUGAGGAUCGAGCCAUGGAUUGGGUGAAACAAAACGUGGAACCGUUUGUACCCGGGACUCGUAUCCGUGGGAUUGCGGUUGGGAACGAGGUGUUAGGUGGCGGUGAUCAAGGACUCUGGGAGGUGUUGCUACCGGCGGUGAAAAAUGUCCAUAGUGCCCUUGACAAGCUUCACCUAGCCGAUGACGUUGAGGUUUCGAGCCCGCAUUCCGCCGGUGUGUUCGCUAGCUCGUUCCCACCAUCCGCCGGUGCGUUUAAAGAGACCUUAGUUCCAUAUAUGAAGCCGCUUCUCGAGUUCUUCUCGCAAAUCAAGUCACCUUUCUAUAUAAACACGUACCCUUUUCUUGCAUACAUUAGUGAUCCCGAACAUAUUGAUAUCAAUUACGCGAUCUUUAAGAAGAAUCCCGGGAUAUACGAUGAGAAAACUAAACUACAUUAUGAUAACAUGUUCGAGGCCCAGAUCGAUGCAACCUACGCUGCUUUAGAAAAAGCCGGAUUUGGAAAGACGGAGGUUAUAGUAUCCGAAACCGGCUGGGCUUCGAAGGGGGAUCCAAAUGAAGCGGGGGCCACGGUUAGUAACGCGAGAACCUACAAUCUGAACUUACGUAAAAGACUCCUUAAGAAGAAGGGUACCCCUUACAGACCGAAAAAGGUAGUCAAAGCUUAUGUGUUCGCUAUGUUUAACGAGAACCUAAAACCUGGACCAACUUCAGAAAGAAACUUUGGGCUGUUCAAAGCCGAUGGCAGCAUUUCUUAUGACAUUGGAUUUACGGGACUCGUUCCCUCUUCAGCAACAUCCCUUUCCUCUUUGAAGGGCAUUGGGUCUUCAUACCUGUUGAUGUAUGCAGCAUGUGCGGCGGCUUUGGUUAUGAUUAUAGCUUCAUGACAACCUAAAAACAGCUUCCUGUGAUCGAACCAGUCUCCUAAUUCUACAACAUAUCGGAACAGAUACCUUCAUGGUGUUAACUUUGUAGAUUAUACAUACAUACAUA
Molecule: messenger RNA, 1297 nt
Organism: Cynara cardunculus var. scolymus (artichoke)
Lineage: Eukaryota; Viridiplantae; Streptophyta; Magnoliopsida; Asterales; Asteraceae
Product: glucan endo-1,3-beta-glucosidase 14-like
Exons: 3
Coding region: 1-1191 (396 amino acids)
Biological process (GO): carbohydrate metabolic process
Cellular component (GO): plasma membrane
Molecular function (GO): hydrolase activity, hydrolyzing O-glycosyl compounds
Source: RefSeq, a predicted model, not a curated record